AUGCGGAGGUUCGGACAUGGAGUCAAUGGCCUCCCAGCGACGAUCUAUGACGACACGCUGAUCGUGUGGUGGCAGCGCGGUGAUCUGCGGAGGUGGAAUCACUGUUUCAUCACCGGAACCAAGUACAUCAGCUUGGAGAGGCUGACCGAGCAGAAGCAGGUGGCUUUCGUGCAGUAUUUCAUGGUUGAUGAUGAAGAAGUACGGCAACUACGGACUCAGGUGGAUGACACUCCACACAUCGGUGGCCCACACGAACCGCAGGCCCCCGAGCUGGUUGAGGUCAAAGACAAAGACCUCGUGCGAAAAAGGAAGGUGAGGGCAAUCGUUGAUGCCCAACCAGCACCUGAUGAGCCUGGAGAGGAAGAGCAAGCAGCGAGUCAAAACGCUGCAGAAGCCGAAGAGCCUGAUGAGCCGGGCAGUGAGCCAGAACGAGGAACAGGCUUUGUCUCGGCAGUCCCGGCGGUGGCAGAUUUCAUGGAAAUGCCGGAGGUGACGAAUGGUGGUGAACUUCAAGAACCCGCAGAGCUGGAGCUAAUAUAUGGAGUUCUGGUCUACACCACCGGCAGCAUCCGGAAGCUCAUGAGUCAGAUGCGCAGGCAGGACACAGCCCUGGUUUUGAUGUCCAACGACAAGCCCUUUGCAGCCAUCGAGCGCGAGCACAAUGUACUGACACGUGAAGAAGCACUGGUCAACGCUGAGAAGUGCCGCGAGUCCAUGGUGCAGGAACUGCAGCGCUGGAUCAAGCACAAGUCAUGGUGCAGAACGGCCAAACAUGGUCAGAAGAACAUCCUGCGCAGCAAGUGGGUUUUGAAGUGGAAGGCUGUGGAGAACGCCGACAAGAAGAUCAAGGCCAGGUUGGUGGCACAAGGCUUCUUGGACACCCAGCUCACAAGCAACUACGCUGGAACUUCCACGAAGUGGUCACAGCGGAUCUUGAUCACGGUGGCGGUCAACAGAGGCUGGACUCUUCACAGUGCGGAUGUCAGUGAAGCAUUCCUGAGAGGGCUGACGUUUGAGGAGCUGGCCGAAGCUGGUGAAGACCGCAGAGAAGUUGCUUUGGAGCUGCCUCCAGGCGGCGAGACAUUGCGUGCCCUCGCUGAAAUUGGGGUCACGCCGACCACGAUCGACCCGCAGCCCUUCGUGCGGCAUGAGCGGGGAUGUUUGGUGCUCGUUCUGACGGUUCACGUCGACGACUUGAAGCUUUGCGGAGAGGACAAGAUCGUUAAGAUCGUGAUCGCGAAGCUGGAAGAUCGCUUCGAAAGCAUGAAGGUCGAGAAGGGCAACUUCACCCACCUCGGACUCAAGCACGAGACGAGCGCGGAUGGCAUGGUGACGAUCAGCCAGGAGCACUACAUCCGCGAGUUGAGGCUGAUCCCGGAGGAGGAGUUGAAGUUGCAACCAAAAGAACAGUUGGUGGGACCGGACUACCACAAGUACUACAUGUCGCUUCUGGGCGGUGUUGCCUGGACCACGCAAACCAGGAUGGACAUCAUCGUCUACGUGAGCGCCCUGCAGCGGAAGCUGCAAUCUCCGGUGGUGGAGGACCUCUUGAAGUUGAACAGGCUGGUUCGCUACAUCAAGCAGAACCCCCUGAAGCUGGUCUACCACAAGAUCACUGGUCCCCUGAAGCUUAUGGCCAUCACCGAGUCGGCCUACCGCGGUGAGGACCAGGACCACUUGGCAGUGAGGAGCGGGCUGAUUGUGCUGAUUAGCGCAAAGGGCCCGGUUGUCGGGAACAAUCCGAUACAGAUCUUGGAGUACAUCUCCAAGAAGCAAUCCCGCGUGUGCCGGAGUACGUUUACGGCGGAGCUCCCAGCGCGCUGGACAUGGUGA
Molecule: messenger RNA, 1833 nt
Organism: Effrenium voratum
Lineage: Eukaryota; Dinophyceae; Suessiales; Symbiodiniaceae
Source: the annotation of a GenBank genome assembly